This is a messenger RNA of Leopardus geoffroyi (Geoffroy's cat), 1805 nucleotides long. Its product is annotated as cytochrome P450 2F2-like. The record is from RefSeq and is a predicted model, not a curated record. Gene Ontology annotation, molecular function: heme binding; oxidoreductase activity, acting on paired donors, with incorporation or reduction of molecular oxygen, reduced flavin or flavoprotein as one donor, and incorporation of one atom of oxygen; iron ion binding. Gene Ontology annotation, cellular component: cytoplasm; intracellular membrane-bounded organelle. Lineage: Eukaryota; Metazoa; Chordata; Mammalia; Carnivora; Felidae. Gene Ontology annotation, biological process: xenobiotic metabolic process.
AUGGGGAAUCUGCAGAAUGAGUGGUCUGGAGACGCCCACCUCUCCCACUCCUGGCCGCUCCCACUGCUGGGGAACUUGCUGCAGCUGGAGUCUGGACGGCUGGACCAUACUCUCAUGGAGGUAGCCCCGAGACUUUCUGGCCGCUGGGGCCCGGUGUUCACAGUGCGGCUGGGCCGGCGCCCUGCAGUGGUUCUCUGCGGCUACUCAGCGCUGCGGGACGCAUUAGUGCUGCAGGCGGAUGCCUUCUCUGGCCGUGGGGCCACGGCUGUGUUCGAACGCUUCACUCGCGGAAACGAUGAGUCCCCGGCGGCGGCGGAAGUGCUGGUCUGGACCACCCAGUUCGAGCGAUUUAAAGGGCUGGACCGGGGCAAUGGGGCGGUGCCUAAUAAGAAUAAAGGCCAAUGCCAAUGUGCGGAUAGGACCGAGAAGGCUGGGUUUGCAGCAAAAAGGUCUGGAAAGCAGCAGAGUGAAGGGUGGCGAGGAGGCGGGCUCCAAGACCGGACGCUUCCAGGACGGGCGUGGCCAACUCCCCGGGCCGUCCCCUUCUCUGCCCCACCCCCAGGCAUCGUGUUUUCUAACCGGCGGCGCUGGCUGACGCUGCGAAAUUUUGCACUGGGAGUACUGGAGGAGUUCCGGCUGGGAGCGCGGACCAUAGAGGAGCGCAUCUUGGAGGAGGCGGAUUGUCUGCUUGGCGAAUUUCAAGCCACCAUUGGAGCACCGUUUGACCCCCGGCGGCUACUAGAUAAUGCUGUAUCUAAUGUUAUCUUUUCGGUGGUCUUCGGGAACCGCUAUAGCUAUGAGGACCCAGAGUUCCUGAGGCUCCCGGACCUCUUCAAUGACAACUUCCGCAUCAGGAGUUCUAGAUGGGGUGAGAUGUACAAUAUUUUCCCCUCCCUCCUUGACUGGCUCCCGGGUCCACACCACCGAAUCUUUCAAAACUUCACGGAGCUUCAGGUCUUCAUCUCUGAGCAAAUCCAGCAGCACCAACAGACACAGCAGCCAGGGGAGCCCCGCGAUUUCAUCGAUUGCUUCCUCGAUCAGAUGGAGAAGGAACAGAAAGACCCAGAGAGACAUUUCCAGGAGGAGACGUUGGUGAUGACCACACACAACUUUUUCUUUGGCGGCACUGAGCCCACAAGCACUGUUCUGCGUUACGGGCUCCUUAUUCUGCUUAAGUACCCUGAGCUCACGCCCUCUGCCCACCCCAGCCAAAGUGCAGUGGUAGGUCGGACACGCACCCCGAGGCUGGAGGACCGCAAGCGCCUGCCCUACACCAGCGUGCUGCACGAGAUCCAGCGCUUCAUCAGCGUGCUGCCGCUGGGGCUGCCACGCGCCCUCACCCGGGACACCCACCUGCGUGGCUACUUUUUGCCCAAGGGUAAUCCUUAUGGCAUCCCCCACGGCACCUUUGUGAUUCCUCUCCUGGUGUCUUCACACCAGGACCCCACCCAAUUCAAGGACCCAGACUGCUUCAACCCCACCAACUUCCUGGACGACAAGGGCGAGUUCCAGAGCAAAGAUGCCUUCAUGCCCUUUGCCCCAGGCAAGCGAAUGCGUCUGGGUGCAGGCCUGGCACGGUCCGAGAUCUUCCUCUUCCUCACCACCAUCCUGCAGCGGUUCUGUCUGCUCCCCAUGGGGAGCCCCACCAGCAUCGACCUCACCCCGCGGUACACCGGCCUGGGCAAUAUUCCCCCAGCCUUCCAGCUCCGCCUGGUGGCCCGCUGAGGCCAGGCUCAGCUGCCCUCUGCUCACUGGCUCUCAGACUUCCUUACCUGUCUUGGUCAAUAAAGGCCCUGAAUUGCAAA